Molecule: messenger RNA, 2407 nt
Organism: Lathyrus oleraceus (garden pea)
Lineage: Eukaryota; Viridiplantae; Streptophyta; Magnoliopsida; Fabales; Fabaceae
Product: O-fucosyltransferase 35
Exons: 9
Coding region: 109-2025 (638 amino acids)
Cellular component (GO): chloroplast; Golgi apparatus; cytoplasm
Source: RefSeq, a predicted model, not a curated record
AUUGACUUCAAGAGAGAAAUAGAAAAAUAGUAGAAGAAUACUACAAGUACAGUAACAAGAUAAAAAAAAGUAGUAUUCUUCUGCAUCUGUAUCUAUUCUGUAAAACUAAUGUCUACAUUCGAAUCCAAUUCCGAUGGCGUUUCUCAGCGAGUCAACAGUCCGCGUUUCUCCGGUCCGAUGACUCGCCGUGCUCACUCUUUCAAACGGAAUAAUACCAAUACCACCGCCGUCAGCGGUGGUUCUCUCACUACACAUAAUGAGGUUGAGCUUCAGAUUAAUUCUAAUUCUCCGAGAUCGGAGGAAGUUUCGGAGGCGGUUUUGGAGAGGAAACACGGCGGUCAUCAUCAUCAUCAUCAUAAUCAUCAGAAUUAUGUUUCGCAGAGAGUUCAUGGUGGAGUUGUUAAGGGUUUUCUUAAGAGGCCGCUUGAAUCUAUUGCUGCGGAUUUGGGGUUUAGGGAAAGGAAAAAGAUUGGGCAUUGGAUGUUCUUGGUUUUUUGUGGGGUUUGUUUGUUUAUGGGGGUUGUUAAGAUUUGUGCUACUGGUUGGCUUGGAUCUGCCAUUGAAAAAGCUCAAUCUCAUCAGGAACUAUCUGACUCCAAUGGUAUAGAUAAUCUGAAUCUAAUGGACCAAAGAUCUGUUGGUUAUGCAUAUAGGAGUCAAGAAGGAGAUGUUGAACGAACUCUGAAGACGGUAGAAACAAGAGGAGUAGGAAGCCAGACUGCUAAAGAAUCGGAUGUCUGGUCUAAACCCAACAGUGAAAACUUCACGCAAUGUAUUGAUCUGUCUAAAAAUCAUAAAAAGCUAGAUGCUAAGACCAAUGGAUAUAUUCUUGUAAAUGCUAACGGUGGCCUGAAUCAGAUGAGAUUUGGGAUAUGUGAUAUGGUUGCUGUUGCUAGGAUUAUGAAGGCAACACUCGUUCUUCCUUCUCUUGAUCAUACCUCGUACUGGGCUGAUCAGAGUGGCUUUAAGGAUUUGUUUGACUGGAAGCAUUUUAUUGAUACACUGAAGGAUGAUAUCCAUAUAGUUGAGACAUUACCACAAGCUUAUACCGGAAUUCAGCCUUUCUCUAAAACUCCAAUAUCUUGGUCUAAGGUUCCUUAUUACAAGACCGAAGUACUUCCCCUCUUAAAGCAGCACAAAGUGAUCUAUUUCACUCAUACUGAUUCCCGGCUUGCUAACAACGGCAUUCCAAGAUCCAUACAGAAACUAAGAUGUCGUGUAAAUUACAGAGCAUUGAGAUAUUCAGCUCCAGUUGAAGAAUUCGGAAACAAAUUGGUAUCUAGAAUGCAGCAGAAUGGAAAUCCUUAUCUUGCCCUUCAUUUAAGAUAUGAGAAGGAUAUGCUUGCGUUUACCGGCUGCAGUCAUAAUUUGACUUCCGAAGAAGGUGAAGAACUGAGACAGAUGCGAUAUGAAGUCGGUCACUGGAAGGAAAAAGAGAUUAAUGGGACUGAAAGGAGGUUGCUUGGAGGUUGUCCGUUAACUCCGAGAGAAACCUCCCUACUACUUAGAGCACUUGAUUUUCCAUCACACACCAGGAUUUACCUUGUAGCUGGAGAAGCAUAUGGAAAAGGAAGUAUGAAAUAUCUCGAGGAUGAUUUCCCCAAUAUUUUCUCUCAUUCUUCCCUGUCUUCCGAAGAAGAGUUGAAUCAUUUCAAGAAUCACCAAAACAUGUUAGCCGGUAUUGACUAUGUUGUUGCCCUUCAAAGUGACAUAUUUCUUUACACUUACGAUGGAAAUAUGGCGAAAGCUGUACAAGGUCAUAGGCGGUUUGAAAAUUUCAAGAAGACAAUCAAUCCUGACAAGAUGAAUUUUGUUAAACUUGUCGAUCAGUUGGACGAAGGAAACAUUUCCUGGAAAAAGUUCAGCUCCAAAGUAAAAAAACUUCAUAAAGACUCUAUCGGUGCUCCAUAUCUAAGAGAGCCGGGAGAAUUCCCAAAGCUGGAGGAAAGCUUUUACGCAAAUCCUCUGCCAGGAUGUAUUUGUGAAACAAGAAAAGAGCAGAUACUCGGUCUCGGUGCCUUAUAAGAGUUGCAAUCAUAUCGCGUUCGACAAUCUUUCUUCUGGAGAUGGCAAUGUGAUGAUUGUCCAAAGGCUGGAUUAUCUGAUGCCAUUGCCAUAUAUUGUUUGGAUGGUUGGAUAAGAUUACAAGUGGCCAUGAUUUGGUAAGAAACUAAACUACCCAGAUGCAGUUUUAAAGGAUCAAGUUUGGGCUGGCCAAAGUAUACUACUGUCAAUACAUGCAAUAUACCUUAUUAAGCAAACCUCAUUCUAACCACACUUUUUAAUAUUUUUUCUUUGUCAUUAUUUUAUUCAAUACUUGUAUUAGUUUCAAGAAAAAGGGUUGGGUCUGAAUAAGCUGUAUUCUUGUUGUACUAAAUAAUAUAUGAAAAGAAUUAUUUCAAGUUUC